ACAAAUACCAGUCUAUUUACCUGCGAGUUUCUCACCUGAGUCAGCGGAAGCUUUUGAACGGUAAACUAAAAUGGCGUCCAGAAUUUCAGGUGUCAGCUCAGAAUGGGCGCAAUCGAGCACGGCGCUCGAUCAAACCAUUUACAAGCCAUCUAUGGACGACAGACUGGCAGAUAUUAAAACCUUUUGCUUGGAUGUCCAUAAUGGUACCGUGUUUGGUAGAACACCUGUGCAGUGGAUGUUCGUAAUUAUUUACUACAUCAUUUUCUACAUUGGCUUGUUUGGGAUGUUUGCUGUAUUUUUGGUCGUGUUCAAUUGGAUUGUCGACUUGAACUACCCGACAAUGCAGGGAGUGGACAGCAUUUUGAAAGUGCCAGGCUUAUCCUUUCGUCCCAUGCCUGGCACCCGAUCGACAGUUGUGAGAUUUGUGAAAGGAGAUGCCUCGACCUACACUCAGUAUCUCGACCAUAUGGAAGCAUACCUUCGAUAUUAUGAAAAUCAAAAUCAACAAGGAGAGAAUUACAUUGAUUGCACUGAGAUACGCACUCGGCGUACAACCGAACUGUCGAAAGUCUGUCGAUUCAACAUCGAGAUGUUGGGUGCAUCAUGUGUCAAGCAGCAGAAUUUUGGAUUUGAUGAUGGCCAGCCAUGUAUUUUGCUUAAAUUAAACAGGAUUUAUAACUGGAUCCCAGAAGAGUUUGUCAAUGCGUCGAUGGCCGAGGACGAUAUAAGCGAAGAGUGGGAGCAGUGGUCUAUUUCUGUGAAGUGUUUCGGCGAGAAUGAAGUUGACCGAGAAAACAUGGGUCCUCUGACCUAUCAUCCACCGAAAGGAUUUCCCUUCAAAUAUUACCCGUACCUGAACCAGCAGGGCUAUCGGUCGCCUCUUAUGUUUGUGCGCUUCGAGGAGCCGGUGCCCGGCAUCAUGUUGAUGAUAACGUGCAAGGCCUACGCCAAGAAUAUCUAUCACAACAGAGUGGAACUUGCCGGGAUGGUCCAUUUUGAGCUGUUGGUGGAUUAGUCGGAUGUUAAAUUUGAGAUAGACAGAGUAAGAAAUGAGAAUGUUUUGUAUACUUGGAACACUUCAGUAUACUUGGAACACUUCAGUAGCAGUAACAAGAACAUUUACAACAACAGAGUGGAACUAACUGGGAUGGUCCAUUUCGAACUGCUGGUGGAGUAGUGUAAUGUUAUGUUUAGAUAAAUACAUUAAGAAAUGAGAAUGUUUUGUGUACGGGGAACAAUUCAGUAGCAGUACCCAGAGUGGAAUGGCUGGAAUGGUCCAUUUUUGCAGGGCUUCUAGAUUAUGGUAGCCCCACUCCCAUGGCUAGUGAUAUUCAAUGUUGGGCUAGUAAAUAACUACUAUUGCCAUGCCCGACGGCUAGUGCACUUUUUUUGUCAAAUGUUGCAGUUAUUUCUAUUUUGUAAAUAUGAAUAUCCUAACCCCACCCCAAUCCCCAAUGUUAAUGUUGUAAGCUCUUUCUCCCUUUUGAGGUGACAUAUCUGAUUAUUACUAUUAUUUAGUAAAAUUGUAUUGAACUUAAAGUAAAGUAGGGCUAGUGAAUUUUUAAUCCUGGCUAGUAAAUUUUUGAAAUCACUGAUCCCAUGGCUAGUGGAUUUAAAAUAAUUCUAGAAGAAUUCUCGGUCAAUUUCAUUUCGAAUACCAGUGUCUGUACAUCGAAUGUGUUUGCGGUAGUAUGCUAAUGUUUGUAGCACUCAGUUUUUACUUUAAUUUGUGAUAUAUUUUUUUUCAUACGUACAAAAUUAUUGAGAGGUAAAA
Gigantopelta aegis is the source of this 1774-nucleotide messenger RNA. RefSeq names its product sodium/potassium-transporting ATPase subunit beta-like. Gene Ontology annotation, cellular component: sodium:potassium-exchanging ATPase complex. Bases 71 to 1015 code for a protein of 314 amino acids. The record is from RefSeq and is a predicted model, not a curated record. The transcript is spliced from 6 exons. Gene Ontology annotation, molecular function: ATPase activator activity. Lineage: Eukaryota; Metazoa; Mollusca; Gastropoda; Neomphalida; Peltospiridae. Gene Ontology annotation, biological process: intracellular sodium ion homeostasis; intracellular potassium ion homeostasis; potassium ion import across plasma membrane.